Messenger RNA from Zophobas morio, 1310 nucleotides. RefSeq names its product tiny tim 50 (gene ttm50). Gene Ontology annotation, biological process: protein import into mitochondrial matrix. Lineage: Eukaryota; Metazoa; Arthropoda; Insecta; Coleoptera; Tenebrionidae. Gene Ontology annotation, cellular component: TIM23 mitochondrial import inner membrane translocase complex. Bases 127 to 1248 code for a protein of 373 amino acids. The transcript has a single exon. The record is from RefSeq and is a predicted model, not a curated record.
CAUGUCUCGAAGGGUGGAUUAUGAAUCAGUAUAAAUUCUUGUAAAUGCUGCUGCAGCUGCGCUGAAUGCUUGCCAUGUGAAUCGGCGAAUUUGACAGUUGUCAAAUGUAUCCGACCUAACCUAAAAAUGUACAGAUCUACUUUUAGAACUUUUCAAGUCUUCAGUAACUUAUUUAGACAAAAAUCUUCGCUUAUUCUCACCAGGAAUGGACCCCGAGUGUUGUUUAAGUUACCCGUAGUUGUAAUUCAAAGUAGAAAUUUGGUAGAAGAAGCAAAAAAGAAGCCUGUUCAGUCACCACUUGGUAACCUCAUAGCUAAAGAAACAAUCGACAAGGGUCCCUCAGAGGAAGAAGAAGCGAAAAAACAGCGAGAAGCAUCAUGGAGAACGAUGAAACUGACCCUAAUGUUCUUUGGAGUGUCUUUCACGUGCCUAGGAACUUAUUUAAUUUUUGUCCUGGGGGCGCCAGAACGAGACAAGAACGGUAAUGUUAUUGAAGACGAUCUGUCGAAUAUUUCACUGUGGCGGCAGUAUUUAAUACGAACGUACAGAGAAUUAGAUAAUUAUAGACGCUUAAUCAAAGAGCCUUCAAGAGACAAGCUUUUACCAGAUCCGCUCCAAUACCCUUACUUGCAGCCAAAAUACACACUCGUUUUGGAAUUGACGGACGUCUUGGUGCACCCAGAUUGGACUUACAACACUGGGUGGCGUUUCAAGAAACGACCAGGUUUAGAAUAUUUCCUUGACUCUUUACAUGGACACUAUGAAAUCGUUAUCUACACCGCCGAGCAAGGCAUGACUGUUUUUCCGUUAAUUGAAGCCAUGGAUCCGAAGAAUAUCAUAGCAUACAAGUUAGUACGGGACGCUACCCAUUUUACAGGCGGACACCAUGUCAAGAGUCUCGAUAAGCUUAACCGCGACUUAAGUAAAGUUAUUGUAGUUGACUGGAAUGCGCACAACGUUCAAUUUCAUCCCGAGAACCUCCUAAAAAUAAAACGAUGGGAAGGCAGUGAUGAAGAUCUAUCGCUGGUGGAUUUGUCACUUUUCUUGAAAACCAUCGUCGACAACAACAUUGAAGACGUAAGAGAGGUGCUUCAUUACUAUAGCAAAUACGACGAUCCUAUUGACGCCUUUAGAGAAAAGCAUAAAAAAUUGAUGGAGCUUCUUGAAGCACAAGGUGCUGCGAAGAAAGAACAAGAGGCAAAGCCAAGACCAUGGGUUCCUACAAUUUUCUCGCGACGACAGUUCUAGCUCAUUAUAUUUAAGACUUGUUGUAAUUAUUUGUCAAAAAUUAAAGUUUGAUACAAAAAAUA